Messenger RNA from Dromiciops gliroides (monito del monte), 1448 nucleotides. It is a transcript of the gene HES5, whose product is annotated as hes family bHLH transcription factor 5. NCBI's taxonomy places the organism in Eukaryota, Metazoa, Chordata, Mammalia, Microbiotheria, Microbiotheriidae. Gene Ontology annotation, cellular component: nucleus. The coding region runs from base 67 to 555 and encodes 162 amino acids. Gene Ontology annotation, molecular function: protein dimerization activity; RNA polymerase II cis-regulatory region sequence-specific DNA binding; DNA-binding transcription factor activity, RNA polymerase II-specific. The record is from RefSeq and is a predicted model, not a curated record. The transcript has 3 exons. Gene Ontology annotation, biological process: anterior/posterior pattern specification; regulation of transcription by RNA polymerase II; regulation of neurogenesis.
GAUCAGAGCCUAAUCUCGAAACUGAAACCUGCUCUGCCACUAUCUCCCAGCAUCCUUCCUCAAACCAUGGCCCCCAGCGCUAUUUCAAUGGAUAUUCUCACUCCCAAAGAGAAAAACAGACUGAGAAAGCCGGUGGUGGAAAAGAUGCGCCGGGACCGCAUCAACAGCAGCAUCGAGCAGCUGAAACUGUUACUGGAGAAGGAGUUUCAGAGACACCAGCCCAACUCUAAACUGGAGAAGGCGGACAUCCUGGAAAUGACUGUCAGCUACCUGAAACACAGUAAAGCUUUUGCAUCCUGCCCCAAGAGCCUGCAGCAGGACUACAGCGAGGGCUACUCUUGGUGUCUCAAAGAAGCGGUCCAAUUCCUCACCUUGCACUCGGCCAACACAGACACCCAGAUGAAGCUGCUCUAUCACUUCCAGAGGCCGCAGGCAUCCCUGACCACUAUUCAAGACUUGAAACCACCUUCCACCUCUUCCUUGUCCCCGGCUACCUCGACCAAGCCAGCGACUGGACAGUCAUCUUCCAGCAAUAGCCUCUGGCGGCCCUGGUAGGACCAGGAGGACUCUGAAUGGUGGGGACCCAUGCAUAUCUGAUCCAGAGGAAAAUCCCGGACUUGCUUUCCAAGUCCCUGGCUCCUCUAGAAUGUAAAGCAAAAUGCUUUUUCCCUUUCCUUUACAGAGCACUAAGUGCUCCAUUUUUUUUUUCUUUCCCUUCUCAUUGAAGGAUAUUGAUUUCUCCCAUGCUCAGCCUUUUGGUGCUAGAGGGAGGGCUAUUCUAAAAGAAUGCAAUGUAAUGUUCCUUGAGGGAUGACUUGACUGUUGGCCAAAUCUUCCAGGAAGAAGAGGGCUUAAUGUUAUCUAACCUGAUUAAUUAAGGUUGUAAGGUGUUGGUCUGUACCCCAGCAAUGGUAAACUUCAGCAAGGUUGGCCACAUUGUGGCACCUGAGGGGUCCUAGAAUUUGAUCAUCCGCGGGGAUUGCACUGAGAAGUGAAGUCCCCCACAGGACCCAUAGUAGAAGGCAUCCUUCAGGGCAUGUGCCUACUUCAGGUAGAGAGUGUACCAUGCUGUGGGACAGAUGGACCGGUGAUGAUGUCUUUUGUAAAGGCAGUACCCAAUGCAUAUCCUCAUAGGAAGGAGAGUAACAACUCAUGUUGUUUUAUGAUGGAAGUAUUUAUUGGAAGACUUUCCAGGAAAGGCCACUGUACAAAUUAUAUUUCAGGGGGAGGGCUUUGUACUCUCUUGAGGGUGGGAUAAUUAGGGGAAGGGGAGGGAGAAAUGCCUCUUGUUAUGCUCCUAAAAGGAUCCUGUUGUUGCCCGAUGUAGAGGGCAUGGAAUUUGUAAUUCAGCGUUCAAAGCUGUCAUUGAACAGCAUGUAGAAAUGGUCUGCAUGCUGGAAAUGCAAAUAAAUCUUUAUAAUCCAUCUGUUCAGUGAUUUGCUGUUUUG